AUGGGAAAGUGUUACAACAUUGAAAUUAACUUGAUUGCUUUUCAAGAAAAAUUAGGAAUAUUGAAGAUACAUGGAAAAUGUUACAUGACAAAAGAGCGUGUGAGUUCAUUUUCACUGAAAGCUAAAUACAAGAAAAACCUUUCACUUGAUGAUGUUUUACAAGUAAAUGCCGAAAAAGAAUUUUCUUUUAGUUUUCAUCUAGGAAAGGAUUUCAUUUCUUAA
Clunio marinus is the source of this 222-nucleotide messenger RNA. The record is from the annotation of a GenBank genome assembly. Lineage: Eukaryota; Metazoa; Arthropoda; Insecta; Diptera; Chironomidae.